GUUAGCGAACACGACGAUGUGCUUGUUUACGGAGAGUAACUCUAUGGGCAGCCCCUUACUGUUGGCUAUACGAAAUGGUGAAGAAAGCACAGCUAAAAGUAUAUUACUCCAUGGCCAGUUUUCUGAUUUGGAAAAACAGGGUCCGCGAAAGGACGGCUCGGCUCUGUUUCUGGCCUGUCGUAAAGGCAUGUGUGAAAUGGCACACCUUUUGAUUCUUCAUGGAUCCAACAUUAACAGUCGCACUUCUUAUGGAGCUACUCCACUUCAUGCAGCGGCGGAUCACAACCACUUAGAAAUUACAAGGCUUCUGUUGGGUUAUGGGGCGGACGUGAAUGCCAUGACAAAACGUGGAGAUACAGCGGUACAUUUUGCAGCCUACCGCGGAUAUGCUGCUGUGGUCCAGACCCUAGCUGAGGCAGGUGCUGACGUCACUGUGGAAAACAGCAAAUCACAGAGCCCGACACGUCUGGCUGCUUCCAGGGAUCAUCACGCUAUUGCCAAAUACCUCCAGGCUGUUGCCGGUUUAGCAAAGUACAAACCGAAAACACUGGAUGUACCAAAGCCCGAGCCUAUAACUUACCACCAAAGAACUCUGUCAGAUCAGUCGUUAUCAGAGGAACAUCACGAAGACAAUUGCUUCAGGAGUAUGAAUAUACCGGAUUCAGCUAUGGACAGCACACAAAGCAGCGCCUACGCCUAUAACUCCCUUAAUGAAGACUGCGUUGAGCACAAGGAAAUUAACAGUGUCGAUGACAAGCCUUCGCUGGUGUCGGUACAUAACAUAUGUGGAUCUCAAAUGACUCAAGCACGCAAGGACAAGCUGUACUCCAAGAAUUUGUCCUGGGCGGAUUGAAGCAUAUAGGCAAUUGGAUGUAGGAUAUUUAUAUAAGGCUGAAUUCAUGCUUGCUGUGAUACAGACGUUUAGUUAUUUAUUAAGCGUUUGCUCCUUCCGAUUAUUAUACACUGGAUUUCCUUAAAGGAAGUGUAUUGUCUUUUUUAGUUAAGAUGUGUUGUUUUAAAUGAAAGUCAUUACCUAUUGACAAUGGUUGUGAGGUUUCUUUUAGAUGGAAGCCGACUAUCCGACUAAUAUGGAAAAUCGCUUAAAACAUGUGAUACACUGGCUGUUAUCAAACGAAUAUUUCUUACUGUAUACGUCUUCUGAAGAUGUUACAAGCGACUUCAUAAGAGUUGAUAGUUAAACCAUUCGUUAGAGUGGAAAUCGUGCUGUAAUUGUCAAGAAAAGUUAGGUAUGUAUACGAUUCUUAAAUUUGAAUUAAUUAUUUCGUUUGAAAAUCGAAACAAAAGAACACACCACAAAGGAACUGUAUGGUUGCAUUUCAUUAGGAUUUUUGAAAAAAAUUUAUGUAUCUAUGAAAAAUCAUAAAUUGUCUAGUUUCUUAUCAACUUUCUGAAGUCACAGACUAUACAAGUAUGUUGAUAGCGUUCUAUAUGUGGAUAUGGGACUCCCUGAGGUGUCCUGUUUUGAAAAGCGGUUAAUUGGUAUGAUAUUUUCCCUCCUUUUAUUUUUUUAUAAUCAGAUUUUGUGAUAAAACUGAUAUAAUCAACAUACCCGUUUAAUUACAAUUAAAAUGCCCCCUUUCCCUCAUCUCAAAAUACACAACUGUACUUUCAUCCUGGAUAGAGUGUUUGAAGAUGUUUAAUCGAUAUGCAGGUUUAUUUAUUUUAUUUAUUUGUAACUUUUGCUCAAUGUAUGUAGUGUCUUGAGAGAAAAUAUGAUGUUUUCGUUGAAAAGGUUUUAUAUGUACAUGUCUUGCUACGAGUUAUACCUUGCGUGUCUUUCAACACAGAUUGUCUCUUAUCAGCUUUGUUGAAAAUUUUACAUAUAAAAGUUAUGACAAUCCUAAACAAAAA
Liolophura sinensis is the source of this 1872-nucleotide messenger RNA. RefSeq names its product CARD- and ANK-domain containing inflammasome adapter protein-like. NCBI's taxonomy places the organism in Eukaryota, Metazoa, Mollusca, Polyplacophora, Chitonida, Chitonidae. Bases 17 to 853 code for a protein of 278 amino acids. Gene Ontology annotation, molecular function: protein binding. The record is from RefSeq and is a predicted model, not a curated record. The transcript has 3 exons.